CGAUUACUUUGAAAUCAGAUAUGGAAGUUUAAGAGCCUAUCCGUUAGUCCUUACUCUAGCUAGAUGGUGACGUUUGAGAUGGUUGAGAAGACAUCUCAAAGAAGACCUAAAUUUUAUAGCGUUUGAAAUCAGCCAUGGCAGAUCCUCCAACCCAUUUCUUCAAGUUCAUCCCUGCAGGCUUCUUAUUCAAUCUUUCGGUUCCAAGCGCUUUCUUGACGAAUCUGAACGGAAAGAGAUGCUUGAAAGCGAUACUGAGACAUGGCCGUCACAAAUGGUCGGUAGACAUUGACGAUGGGGUUUUUGGUGACGGUUGGAGGAAGUUUGUGACAGAGAAUGGAGUGCAAGAGUUUGACUUUAUUGUGUUCAAACAUCAGGGAAACAUGGUGUUUGACUUUAUGGUGUUUGACCAAUCUACAUGUCAAAAACAUUACACAAAUCUAUUUGACGAAUUGGACGAAGAACCUCUUACAGAAUCUGAUACGAUCUGUAUACAUAGACGGAAGAAGCUAAAAAAGCGCAAGAGGAACGAUUAUGCAUCUCAAGACAAAGAAAUAUUUCAAGUUGAUGACAGUGGCUGUUUCGAGUCCAAAAUUACACCUUAUGUUAUCAAGAAGUCAAGAUUGCAUGUUCCGAUUAAUUUUGCAAGAUCAAAUGGAUUGAUUACCCGGUGGAUACACACACCAGUGUAUCUAAUGGAUGAUACACAAAGGACAUGGCCAGCAACACUCACAAAAACUAAAACAGAGCUUUGUAUAACUGGUUGGCGCGAAUUCAUUGUAAAAAAUCACUUGAAAGUCGGAGACGUGUGUAGGUUUGAGCUUAUUAAAAACGGAGAAUUGCCUGUUUUCAAGUGCUAUAAUACAGGAAAGAAUUUGGUGGAAAACGAUAUUCAAGAGAAGGGAACUAGUUCUUCGACUUUUACCAAUCACCCAUACUUCAUUUCAACUCUCAAGCCUACUACCCUCAAAAGAUGGAUUCUGUAUCUACCUGCUGACUUUUCGAAACCAAAUGGUUUAAAAAUUGGAGAAAUGAUUCUUAGAGAUGAUAAAGGUCGAUCAUGGAAAGUUCAUCUCAACAAAAUGAAUAGAACAUCUUUCUAUCUUGGAGGAGGUCUCAGAUCUUUUCUAGUUGCAAAUGGAAUGAAGGAAGGUGAUGAAUUCAAGUUUGAGCUCCUCGAAAAAGAGAAGGACAAGUCUCCCAUUGCCAACUUUCUGUUUCUUAAAAGCAAGCAGCAGAUUAAAUCCCAUAAAGAAGAAAAACUGUCACGGAAGGAAGGUUACAUUCUUUGUGAAGAAGAUGGUCACCCAUACUUCAUGGGAGAAGUGAAGUUCUGCAGCAUAAGAAAAUCAGUUCUGUUUCUGCCAAUCAAGUUUGCAAAGUCGAAUGGAUUAAUGAAUCCCAGAAAGAUGACUCUGAAAAAUGUGGAAGAUGAAAGGUCGUGGACUGUGGAGUUAGAGAAUUAUAAGAAUAGAUACUAUUAUAUAGGACAAGGUUGGAAAGAUUUUAGGGUUGCAAAUGGACUGAAGAAAGGGGAUCGUUUCAAAUUCGAGCUUGUCAACAACGGGGAAAACCCCAUUGUAAACUUUUACUUUGAAAAAAGCUGUUGAAGCUACUAGACUUCCCCAAUCAAUGGGCAAAAAUUCCUUAAUUUGACAUUUAACAUUUGUGUAUAUAUAUGGACAAAAAUUCCUGUUGGUUAUACAGAGGGGAAUUUUCUACAGCAA
Molecule: messenger RNA, 1724 nt
Organism: Lactuca sativa (garden lettuce)
Lineage: Eukaryota; Viridiplantae; Streptophyta; Magnoliopsida; Asterales; Asteraceae
Product: B3 domain-containing protein REM14
Molecular function (GO): DNA binding
Source: RefSeq, a predicted model, not a curated record